AGUUGAGAAAUAUUAUUUACGCAAUAACACAGUACUCGUUCAACUAUUGAGUGUUGGUUGGUUCAUUGCCGAGUAUUACAAUGACGGGCAUGCAAGGCACACGGAGGCAGGAUCCGUCGAACGCCGCUACAAAUGGCAUUACCUUAAUGGGAGACGGGAAUGUAGGUCAGAUGAAAACGGUUGCAGACGAUAGAAAACCCGGGGAGUGGGGAAGAGCCUGGAACGUGGAUCUACUGACGCAUCUGACAGUAAUAUGUAUUCUACUUACUACUCCAUUUAUUGCACUCUACCUGCACAUGGCUUGUCCAGAAUUCGACUGUUCUGUUACGGCGCCUCUUGCACGGUUUCUUGACGGAAGUUUGACGUUUCGAGCAUUUUUAGAAAGAGCGCCACCUCUAAACGGGUUAGCUUUCAAGAUGGCCGGUUCUUGGAUAUUGCUUCAAUUGUUUUUCUACUACAUACCUGACGUUUUCGGCUAUAUUCUACCUGGAUACGCAGGCGGUAUCCGAUACGGAGCUGUUACACCAGCCGGACACGAACUCAAAUACAAUGUUAAUGGCCUGCAGUCUUGGACAAUUACCAACGUAUUGUGGAUCCUAAACGGAGUUUACUUUAAGUGGUUCUCACCAGCGAUAAUUGUCGACAAUUGGGGGCAGUUGUUCUGGGUGGCUAACAUCCUAGGCUACGGGGUAAGCGUAUUCGUUAUGAUCAAGGCGCACCUAUUCCCGACGCAUGCCCAUGACCGGAAGUUCUCCAGUAGCUUUCUGUACGAUUUUCUGAUGGGCAUAGAGUUGAAUCCACGGCUCGGGAGUAUGUUCGACUUCAAACUGUUCGUCAACAGCCGAAUAGGGAUGGCAUCUUGGUCAGUGAUUAACAUUUCGUAUGCAUGGAAGCAAUAUGAGAAUUAUGGGUACGUGACGAACUCUAUGAUUCUGGUAAACGUUCUGCAUGGGUUCUACGUCAUCGACUUCUUCUGGAAUGAAGCUUGGUAUCUAAAGACUAUUGAUAUACAACACGAUCACUUUGGUUUCUAUCUUUGCUGGGGCAUCUUUGUGUGGCUCCCUUGGACGUACACACUACAGGGUUUUUAUCUCGUCUAUCAUCCUACACAACUCCCAAAACCUGUAUUCAUAGGUAUUCUGGUACUUGGCAUAGCAAGCUACUGUAUAUUCAGGGCCGUUAAUCACCAGAAAGACCUCUUCCGACGGACUAAUGGUAACUGCAAAAUCUGGGGCAAAAAGCCCGAAUUCAUCGAGUGUGAUUACUAUUCUGGAGACGGCAAGAAGAGACGAAGCAAACUGCUGUUAUCUGGUUGGUGGGGUGUAACCCGCCACAUGAAUUACACGGGCGAUUUGUUCCAGUCGCUUGCCUUCUGCCUAGCAACUGGAUUCGAUCAUAUAUUACCAUAUUUUUACAUAACGUUUAUCAGCGGGUUAUUGCUCAAUCGUUGUUAUAGAGAUGAACAGAGCUGUAAAUUGAAAUAUGGCGAAAAUUGGGAUAAGUAUUGCGCCAGGGUACCAUACCGCCUUAUACCAGGGAUUUACUAAUGCAACGAAUCUAAAGUUGGUACCAUCUUAGGGUUUAUGUAAUUCGUCUGUUAAUGCCAGUUUUUAUUUUGAAAGUAUCUAAUUAUAAAACACACUUUUACAAAUCUAUACAGAAUAACGUGGUAUAUUAAUAUUCAAUUUUAAACAAAAAUCGCUGACAGACACAAUAUAAUUAAGACAUGAACAUCAAUAGGUUAUUGUUUUUCGAGAUCAAAUAUUCAAUUAAAUUAUUUUUUUUAAAUAUCACUUGUAAGGUACAAUAUAACCUUGCUCAGAAGAAAGUAUAGACUGAAGUAAAAACAGCAGUACUAAAAAGCCAAAAGAAUGUUGAUGAUAAUAGCAAUAAUCAAAGUGCAACUAUCAAUGAGAAUACAAAUGUCAUUGCAUAUGCUAAUUGUUUUUACAAACGACAGUUCCGAUUUCCGACGACAUCGAUGAAGGAAUUUCCAGAGUGCAAUAAGCUGGGAUUCGCUGGAUCACUUGUGGGUUUAUCUCUUUAUUGAAUAUGGUAACCUUCUUUUAGAAAUAUUUAUAUAAGUUACAUUUUGUGGGUCAGAAGAAACCAAGAAAGUUCCAUUACGAUUAACUGGCUUCAUACUUUAAAGAGAUAGACUGUUGCUAGGAUUUCAACUUUAGUUUCCAAUUAUUAUUUUUUUUGUAAUGUAAAUUUGAAAUCGUAUUUUUAUUAUUUCCUUUGUAUGUAGACCAUCCACCACUACUAAGAUAUAAUACGUUACUCCAUAUUGAACCAACACCGAGAAAAUAAGUUGGUAUAAAAUAGGGUACAUCCUAUGGAGUAUACCGGCAGUUCCCCAGUAGUUUAGUCAGUAGAGCGUCUGAUGGUAAUGUCGUAUAAGUCUUGGUUCCAAAUCACGAUGGAACAAAAAAUAUUAAUAUUAUUUUCUUAUUUUGUAUGGUAUUUUUAAUGUAUAUUACUAAUUAAACGAUAUGAUUUGACGUA
This is a messenger RNA of Anneissia japonica, 2508 nucleotides long. RefSeq names its product 7-dehydrocholesterol reductase-like. Gene Ontology annotation, biological process: brassinosteroid biosynthetic process; cholesterol biosynthetic process. Gene Ontology annotation, molecular function: 7-dehydrocholesterol reductase activity. The record is from RefSeq and is a predicted model, not a curated record. Lineage: Eukaryota; Metazoa; Echinodermata; Crinoidea; Comatulida; Comatulidae. The coding region runs from base 81 to 1547 and encodes 488 amino acids. The transcript is spliced from 4 exons. Gene Ontology annotation, cellular component: endoplasmic reticulum membrane.